This is a messenger RNA of Closterium sp. Naga37s-1, 5118 nucleotides long. Lineage: Eukaryota; Viridiplantae; Streptophyta; Zygnematophyceae; Desmidiales; Closteriaceae. The record is from the annotation of a GenBank genome assembly.
AUGGGUGCGCAGCAGUCCGCGCAUCAUGGCCGCGGAGGCGUCAAGCUCCGCCGCCGCUCGAGCGGAAUGGGCGGAAUGACUCCGCACGAGCUGCAGUCGGCGGGAACCGACAUUUCGCACGCCGUCGCGCAAAACCAGGUUCUGCAGCAGCAGCGCGCGGAGCACCACCAGCGCCUCGCGCAAUCGCCGCAGGUGAAAGCGCACGCGCAGGCGCAGGGGCAAGCGCAAGCGCAAUCUCCGCGCGCGCAGCAAUCACCAGGCGGAAGCCCUUUCGGAGGGACUGGCGCGGGUAGCGGCGGAGGGGGAAGCGCCGGAGGUGCGCCGAGUGUACCUCCGCGCGACUUCUCUGGAGGUUCGGAGUCGCGGCGCCGAACCAAGGUGUCAGCUUUGGAAGUUCCGCCAUGGGAGAUCGUGGCGCAUUUGACGGAAAGCGAUUGGAUCGCGCUGAAGGCGUGGAUCGAAGCCGGAUGGAGGUGCCGCAAGUGCGGGCACCUGCGCGACGACGGCGCGGACCACCCCAAGACGCUCGCGCUGCUGCACCGCUGCGGAAUCGUCCCCCCGCACCACGCGCACCAGCCGCACCUCCCCGCGCACACCCUCUCCCACACCUCCUCCGCGCCCGGCUCCCCCAGUUCCACCCAAUCCGGAGCUGCCAGGUGGCAGCAGCAGCAGCAGCAGGGUGGGGGUCAGGGGGCGGGGCAUCCCCCUUAUGGCGUUGUGGAGUAUUCUAAACCGUCUCCUGACGGGCAGAUGGAAUUUUUAUCUGACCAUUCCGGGGGACGGAGUUCCCGAGGCGGGUCGCCCAGCCACCCGAUGCUCCGCACCGGAACGGGCGGCAGAUCGUUGUCUUAUAUGGGCUCACCUGGGCGGCAGCACGGGGCGAUGAGCGGGGGAAUGGGCGGGGGAAUGGGAGGGGGAAUGGGAGGGGGGGAAGGAGCGGGCAUGGGGAGAAUGAGCCAGUCAACGCAUUAUGGGUCGGAAUACAGUGUAAGGGGGAUGGGGAGGGACGGUAUGGGCGGGGGAGGCGGGGGAAUGGGCGGAGGAAUGGGCGGAGCAGGGGGUAUGGGCGGAGCAGGGGGAAUGGGUGCUCCGGAUGCUUGCCCCAGACACCUCGCCCAACCCCACCACCUCAUGAGCGGGGAGGGGCCUGCCAGCAGAAGCUUCCACGAGAGUUCCUCUUGGGAAAUGCGGAGAGGAGGGGGAGGGGGGAUGGGCGCGGAUGGGGGAGGCGUGGGGGGAGUGGGGGGGGGGGAUGGGCGGAGCGGCAGGGAUGGGCGGAGGGGCGGGGGGGAUGGUGGGGGGACCGCAGCGGCCGAGCCCAACGGCAGUCUGUUGUUUGACCGAGUCCAGCUUCGUGACUCAUCCCCCUUUCCCCUCAUACCCUCCCCUCGAUUCCUCUGGCCUUCCCCCUUCUCCCUUCGCCCUCUCCCUCCCCCCCUCUACCCAACCCACUCCUCCCCUCCCCACUACUCUCCCUCACAGGAGCCAAACGGCAGUCUCGUGUUUGAUUAUCUGCUGUCAGCGCUGCUGGAGGUGACUUUUGAGUCGACUCAAAAGUCACAGGAGCCAAACGGCAGUCUCGUGUUUGACUACCUCCUCUCAGCGUUGCUGGAGGUGACCGAGUCCAGCCUUGGGACUCAUCCCCCUCCCGUCCCCUCCCAUUCCCUCUGCUGCCCUCCUGAGCCCAACGGCAGUCUUGUGUUUGACUACCUCCUCUCAGCGCUGCUGGAGGUGACCGAGUCCAGCUUUGGCUUCAUCUCCUCCGCGCUGCUCAAGGCCGACGGCACGCCCUACCUCAAGACCCAUGCAAUGACGAACGUGGCAUGGACCAAGGAGCUGCGGGCAUGGUACGCGGCGAACGCCCACAAGGGGCUCGUGUUCACCAACAUGAACACUCUGCACGGCGCUGUGGUGCUCACGGGCCAGCAAGUCCUCUCUAACGAUGCUCGCAACGAUCCGCGCUCCAGAGGAGUGCCGCCAGGCCAUCCCGUUAUUGAGAAGUUUAUGGGCAUCCCGCUGUAUACUGGCACGGAGCUGAUUGGGAUUUUCGGGGUAGCAAAUCGCCUCCAAGGCUACGACGAGCAGCUUGUGAAGGAGAUUGAACCUCUGACGAUGACGAUUGCUCAGAUGAUUUAUGCUGUGAACGAGAGGAAGAGAAGGAAGGAGGCCGAACUGCACUUGUCCAGCGUCGUGCAGGUAGCAAAGGAGGGAAUCAUGUCGCUCUCUCACAGCGGCCAUGUCACAUCCAUGAACCUCUCGGCACGGCAGAUGUUCGGCUACUCGCCCACCCCUCCCGACACCAACGGCAGCAGCAGCACCAACGGCACUGGUGCUGUGGCGGCUGGGGGGAGUAUUAUUAGCCGUGACAGCAGCAACGUCACGCCGCCCCCCAACCUGCAGUUCCAAGAUCUGAUGGUGGAAAUCAACGGCCAGGGGGACUUCCUGGCACGAGGGCUGGACGCGGCGAGUGGCAAGGUGCACAAGGGCAUCGGCAGGCGCGUGGACGGCAGCACGUUCCCUCUGGAGGUGUCGGUCUCUAAGGGCACGUAUGACACUGUCUUCUAUGUGGCCGUGCUGCGAGAUAUCUCUGAACGACUGGAUGCCGAGAAGAAGCUCAAGGAGAGUGAGGAGCGGUGGCUGUAUGCGCUGUCAGGCAGCGACGAUGGAGUGUGGGACUGGAACGUGCGAGACAACACCAUGUUCUUCAGCGACCGAUGGAAGCAGAUGCUGGGCUACGAGCCUGGCGACAUAGGGUCAACGCUGGACGAGUGGGAUCGGCUGCUGCACCCAGAGGAUAAGGACCGCGCGUAUGCAGACCUUAAGGAGCAUCUGGACGGCGUUACUGCGCAGUUUGUGAACGAGCAACGGCUCAGAUGCAAGGACGGCAGCUACAGUUGGUUUCUGCACCGCGGCAAGGUGCUGAGCAAGACGGAGGACGGGGAGCCGCUGCGGUUUGUGGGCACACACACGGACAUCACAGAGAGGAAGAUGUUCGAGCAGGGCAUGGUGCAGGCUAAGGACGAGGCUGAACGGGCGUCACAGGCCAAAGCAGAUUUCCUGGCCACCAUGAGCCACGAGAUACGCACCCCCAUGAACGGCGUGGUGGGCAUGACGGCACUGCUCCUGGACACGGACUUGACUCCCGAGCAGCGCGACCGAGUAGUCACAAUCCGCGACUCGGGCGACAUGCUGCUGCAGAUCAUCAACGACAUCCUUGACUACUCCAAGAUCGAAUCCGGCAAGCUGGAGAUCGAGCAGACGCUCUUCAAUGCCCUGCAGGCCGUGGAGCGCGUGGCGGAGCUGCUCAUUCACAACGCGGAGAGCAAGGGGCUCGAGGUGGUCAUUGAGAUCGGCCCGGAUACGCCUACCUUCCUCGUUGGAGAUUCCGGGAGAACGCUGCAGGUGCUCAUCAACCUCGUAUCCAACGCCAUCAAGUUCACCGAACGUGGACACGUCAUCUUCCGCCUCUCCUCCCACACCGCCCCCGCCCUCCCCUCCUCCCCGUCUCACCCCGCCCUCCCCGCCUCCUCCUCCUCUUCCACCACCACCACCCUCACCACCACCAAUUCCACCACCACCAACACCUCUGCACCCAACAGCGGCCCAUUGGUACCGCAGCAGUUCUGGGUGUGCCAGGUCAUUGACACUGGCAUCGGCAUUCCCAUGGAGCGGCUCGGCCGGCUCUUUACUAAGUUCUCUCAGGUGGAUGCAUCCACCACACGCAAGUUCGGAGGCACGGGGCUGGGCCUCGCCAUCUCAAAGCAGCUAGUAGAGCUGAUGGGAGGCAGCAUAUCGGUCGAGAGUGAGUUCCACGUGGGCACCACGUUCACCGUGCACCUGCCAAUCAACGCCCACCACCCUGCGUACACGUCAGCACUCUCCCUGUCCACGUCAUCGCUGGCCAACCAGUGCAGCAGCAACAGCCUCGUCGUGUCUGAGUCAGCAAUCCCGCUCUCCCUCCCCACCUCGUCCUCCACUGGGGGGGGAACGGGGGGAGCGGGGGGAGGGGAAGGGGGGAGGGGGGAGGGGAGGAGGGGGCCGCUGUCAGGUGGCAGCAUCCCAUUGGCUAUCGGGUGUGUGGCGGAUGAGUUGCUGAAUCUGAGACUCCUGGUUAUCUCGCCUAUACAGGUCACAGCGUCAGCCCUAUCGAAGCAACUGACAGCCUGGCACGUGCCGCACUCGCUGCUCAUCGCCACGCCCGAGGAGGCCAUUCUGCAGCGCCUGCCAGCUGGCACUCUGCCGCCCGCCCCUGCCGCCCGGUUGGCGCCGCCCGUGCGGUGGAGGGAUGGCAGCGAGAGGGAGGGCGUGGCGGAGGACUAUGAUGCUGUGAUGGUUGACCUCAGUCAACGCCCCACCCUGGCUGAUGCAAACGUGAUUGAGGUGUUGGAGUGUCUGGGCAGGGAUAGGGUGGGCGUGGUGCUGCUGCUGAACCGCACGCAGGUGACAGAGAAGACAGAGGCAGAGCUCAGAGCCGUGAGGCACUGGCACGACCGCUUGCCGCCUCUCCUGCUCAACAAACCCAUGGUCCGCCCCAAGGCUCUAAUGGAGGCGCUAGAAGCAGCGCUGAGGGCAACGCCAGGAGGGGAGAGUCUGCUGCAGUCAGGGGGAGCAGGAGGGGCGGCAAGGGGAGGGCGGGCGAGUGGUGUGGGCACGCGGGCAGGAGGGGGCAAACCCAGCGGACCGAAGCUUAGCGGACGGAUAUUGUUGGCAGAAGACAAUGCGAUCAACCAGAAGGUGGCGAAAUCGAUGCUGGCGAUGCUGGGCGUGAGUGUGGACCUCGCCAACAAUGGGCUCGAGGCAGUUAACCUCUCCGAGAAGAACCACUACAACCUUAUCCUCAUGGACUGCCAGAUGCCGGAGAUGGAUGGGUGGACGGCCAGCAGCAGGAUUGACAUGCCGGAGAUGGACGGGUGGACGGCCAGCAGCAAGAUCCGAGAGCUGGAGGCGGCAAAGAAUCAGCGUCCUCUGUCUGUCCCCCAACCCUUGUUCCCUCGGUUCCCCUACCCCCUACUCCCAUGCCGCCCCCAGAUGCCCGAGAUGGACGGGUGGACGGCCAGCAGCAAGAUCCGAGAGCUGGAGGCGGCGAGGGGGCAACCACCAGUCACAAUUGUGGCCCUU